AUGGAAGUGGAUCCGAUCGAAGCGGACCCGGUUACGCACACCCUGCAGGCCCGGUUCGUCUCCGACACCGGCGAGGAGGCAGGCCCACCGCUCGAUUUACCCAUUAACGUGACGAAGGAACAGCUGGAACUCAUUUGCAAUGCGUUGUUGAAGAACGAGGAACAAACACCGUACCUGUUCUUUGUCCACGAUGAGGAAAUUAAACUGACCAUCCAGCAAACGCUCGACCAGAAGCAGCUAAACGUGGAGGAUGUCCUCGACAUCGUCUACCAACCGCAGGCCGUAUUCCGGGUGCGCCCGGUGACGCGAUGCACCAGCACCAUGCCGGGCCACGCCGAGGCCGUCGUGUCGCUGGCGUUUAGCCCGAACAGUGCCCAUCUGGCCAGUGGGUCGGGCGAUAAGACGCUGCGUCUGUGGGACCUGAACACCGAAACGCCACAUUUCACCUGCGUCGGCCAUCGCCAGUGGGUGAUGUGUGUGGCUUGGUCUCCCGAUUCGCUGAAAGUGGCUUCGGCCUGCAAGGCGGGCGAAAUUCGGAUCUGGUGUCCCGACACCGGCAAGCAGCUUGGCCGGGCGCUGGUCGGGCACAAGAAAUGGAUCAGCUGUCUUGCGUGGGAACCGUACCACAAGAACCCCGAUUGCCGGUUCAUGGCCAGUGCCGGCAACGAUAACGAUGUGCGCAUUUGGGACGUGGUGCUGGGUACGUGCGUUCGUACAAUAUCCGGCCACAUUGCGGCCGUCACGUCGGUCCGCUGGGGCGGCACCGGUCUGUUGUACACAUCGUCGCGCGAUCGGCUGAUCAAAAUGUGGCGUGCCGAAGAUGGUGUCCUCUGUAAAACGUUCACCGGGCACGCGCACUGGGUGAACAGCUUGGCCCUGAGCACGGACUACGUGUUGCGGACGGGACCAUUCCAUCCGGUGAUGGAUAAAGCGCAAAUGUACGGUGUGGUCGACAAGGACAAGGACACACUCCGGCGGAUGGCGCUCGAGCGGUACGAGAAGGUGUGUCCGGAUGGAGUGGAAUCGUUUGUUUCCUGCUCCGAUGACUUCACGCUCUACCUGUGGAGCUCGAACCAGAAACAGUUCAUAACGCGAAUGACUGGCCACCAGAACGUCGUGAACGAUGUGAAGUACUCGCCGGAUGUUAAGCUGGUAGCGUCUGCGUCGUUCGACAAGUCGAUACGGCUGUGGCGUGCAAGCGACGGAGCGUUUAUUUGCGCCUUACGGGGACACGUGCAGGCCGUCUACACCGUGGCCUGGUCCGCUGACUCACGCCUGGUGCUGAGUGGCAGCAAGGACUCGACCCUGAAGGUGUGGAGCGUAAAGGAGCGCAAGCUGGCCCAAGAGCUCCCCGGACACGCCGAUGAAGUGUACGGCGUUGACUGGGCUCCGGAUGGUUCGCGUGUUGCAUCCGGCGGUAAAGACAAGGUUCUCAAGCUGUGGGCAUACUGAUAAGGCAGUUUCGGUUCAUUUCUGACACGCAAGUGGCAAACGAUAAAAUUUAUUUCCAC
This is a messenger RNA of Anopheles cruzii, 1511 nucleotides long. It is a transcript of the gene Nle, whose product is annotated as protein Notchless. Gene Ontology annotation, cellular component: nucleolus. The record is from RefSeq and is a predicted model, not a curated record. Gene Ontology annotation, molecular function: protein binding. Gene Ontology annotation, biological process: ribosomal large subunit assembly; Notch signaling pathway. Lineage: Eukaryota; Metazoa; Arthropoda; Insecta; Diptera; Culicidae. The coding region runs from base 1 to 1452 and encodes 483 amino acids. The transcript is spliced from 3 exons.